This is a messenger RNA of Closterium sp. NIES-65, 585 nucleotides long. The record is from the annotation of a GenBank genome assembly. Lineage: Eukaryota; Viridiplantae; Streptophyta; Zygnematophyceae; Desmidiales; Closteriaceae.
AUGGGGCGGGCGGCGGGCGAGGGGCGGGGCCGCCGCGCCGCCGGGGCGCGGGCGAGGGGCGGGGCCGCCGCGCCGCCGGGGCGCGGGCGAGGGGCGGGGCCGCCGCGCCGCCGGGGCGCGGGCGAGGGGCGGGGCCGCCGCGCCGCCGGGGCGCGGGCGAGGGGCGGGGCCGCCGCGCCGCCGGGGCGCGGGCGAGGGGCGGGGCCGCCGCGCCGCCGGGCCGCGGGCCAGGGGCGGGGCCGCCGCGCCGCCGGGCCGCGGGCCAGGGGCGGGGCCGCCGCGCCGCCGGGCCGCGGGCCAGGGGCGGGGCCGCCGCGCCGCCGAGCCGCGGGCCAGGGGCGGGGCCGCCGGGCCGCCGAGCCGCGGGCCAGGGGCGGGGCCGCCGGGCCGCCGAGCCGCGGGCCAGGGGCGGGGCCGCCGGGGCGCGGGCGAGGGGCGCGGGCCGCCGGGCCGCCGGGCCGCGGGCCAGGGGCGGGGCCGCCGGGGCGCGGGCGAGGGGCGCGGGUGAGGGGCGCGGGUGAGGGUUGCGGACGAAGGGGCGCGGGCUACCGGUUCCAAGCGCGGGCGCGGGCCUCCGGGGCUUGA